AUGGAUGCACAAUCCUCCUCUCUAUCUAUUGAGAUUGUUGAUAAUCACACUACAUCCAAAUUAUCUAAUUUAUUAUUUCCAAGAAGAGUUUUAAAAAGGCACCAUACUAAUAAUAACUUGAUUAGUUAUGAAUUAGAAUUAUAUGACCAAGAGAGUGUUGAAGAGUUGAAAACUAAUAUUGAAAAUGAUGCACAAAAUUACUUUAGUAUUCAACCAUCAAGUACUACUAGCGAAAGAGCAUUUUCUAGAGCUGGAUUUACAAUUACAAAUAAUUGGGCAAAUCUUAAUAAAAAAACUGUAGCAUGCUUAAUACUUAUACACUCAUGGCUUGUUGAAAGCCAAAAAGAAUUUAUCCCACUUAAAGAUCUUCCUGGAAUAACAUAA
Molecule: messenger RNA, 384 nt
Organism: Dentiscutata erythropus
Lineage: Eukaryota; Fungi; Glomeromycota; Glomeromycetes; Diversisporales; Gigasporaceae
Source: the annotation of a GenBank genome assembly